Molecule: messenger RNA, 1524 nt
Organism: Chenopodium quinoa (quinoa)
Lineage: Eukaryota; Viridiplantae; Streptophyta; Magnoliopsida; Caryophyllales; Amaranthaceae
Product: putative disease resistance protein RGA1
Exons: 1
Coding region: 1-1524 (507 amino acids)
Source: RefSeq, a predicted model, not a curated record
AUGCACGAUGUCGCUCAAGAAGUGGUGGGAAAAAAGAUUUGCACAGUAAAAAGCAUAGAUGGGGAUAUAGACAAAAAGGUACGACAUCUCUCUCUUACACAAAGUGAAUCUUCAAAUUUUGUUUCCAAUAAGACCCACAUACGCUCAUAUCUUCAAGUUGAUUUUCGUAUAGAUAAGAGUCUCGAUCAGUUUUAUGUGGAUGCAUUAAUAGCUAAUUGGAAGUAUUUAAGGGCUUUGGACUUGAGUAGAUCAAAUAUCAAGAGUUUGCCAGGCUCAAUAGGUGAUCUAAUACAUUUGAGGUAUCUAGACCUCGGAUACAAUAGUGAAUUAGAAGCUCUUCCUGAAUCAAUUACAAAACUAUAUAAUCUUCAGACUUUAGUCUUAAUAUUUUCUAAAUUGAAGUUUUUGCCAAAAGAUUUGAGGAAGCUGGUAAAGUUGAGGGUCUUGGAAUUAGGUGAUUGCGAUGAGCUGAAAUAUAUGCCAAGGGGCUUGGGUAUGUUAACUUGCCUUCACACUCUUGAUAUGUUUGUAGUGGGAGGAAUAAGUCUAAGUACAAAAGAGGUGUUUGAUGAGCUGGACGAUCUAAAAGCUUUCACAAACCUUAGAGGUUUUAUUAAUAUCAGAACCCAAUUUAUGAAAACAAGUGCAGAUACUUAUAAGAUAAUUGGAGGAAGGAAGGGAGGGUGCCUUGGUAACAAGGAACAUCUCAAAGAAGUAUGCUUAUCAUUUGUUGGUGAUGAGGAGGUAGAGGGGAGGGAGGAGUAUGAUGAAGCAAUGAUGGAAGCGUUGCAGCCAAAAUAUACUAAUCUCACGUAUUUAUUUUUGCAAGGAUAUCGAGGUGUGAGAAUACCAAAUUGGGUUAGGGAAGAUAACUUGGCAACCAUUUUCCCCAAUCUUGAUUUUAUGGUGUUUGAAGAUUGUUUGAAUUUGCAGUAUUUGGGACAUUUACGGUAUCCUCGAUUGGAAAUAUUAUUUGUGGAGAAUUGCCCAAACCUAAGUGGUAUUCUGGAGUGUCCUGCAUUACAACGGCUAGAAUUAUCCAAUUUCAAUGACAGAUUGGAAAUAAUCAACAUUGGUUCCAAUCUUAAGACGGUGAGGAUAGACAACUUGGCAUGGCUUGAUUCUUUGCGUUUUCAGAGUGGUGCGAAUAAAGCCAAUAUGAAGACAUUUGCAUGUCUUUCUUCCUUGAAGGUGUUGGAAAUUAAAAAUAGCUCUAAUUCAAGUCUAUCAAUGGUAGCCGCAGUGAGAGAGGUUCCGUUUUGUCACUCCCUUCGCUCCUUGACAUUAACCUCAGUCUCUCAUAUGCCAAAUUUGCCGAAUUGGAUAAGCCACUUGACUGCUCUUCAAUGCCUUGACAUUUCGUUUUGCAAAGAACUGGAAUCAAUGCCGAAUUGGAUGUCCAAACUCACCUCUCUUAGGAAACUUACAGCAUAUGGCUGCUCAGCACGCCUAAAAGAAAGAUGCCAAGAAUCAACUGGAGAGGAUUGGCCCCACAUUCAACACAUCCCUUCCAUUUUAAUCUAG